This is a messenger RNA of Scleropages formosus (Asian bonytongue), 1748 nucleotides long. RefSeq names its product claudin domain-containing protein 1-like. The coding region runs from base 315 to 1064 and encodes 249 amino acids. Lineage: Eukaryota; Metazoa; Chordata; Actinopteri; Osteoglossiformes; Osteoglossidae. Gene Ontology annotation, cellular component: membrane. The transcript is spliced from 5 exons. The record is from RefSeq and is a predicted model, not a curated record.
GGCAAAAUACGUAAAAGAGUGAAGCCGCGAUUGGAAAAGAAGGUCUGUGGCUGCAGACGGACACGUUUGAGUUGAAAAUCAUGAGUGUCAGUAUGACGGAAAGCUGAAGACAAUGUUUUGUUGAACACAGAGCAGGUAAAUUAAAUAACUAGAAAUACUCCACGGUCCACCACGUCACUGGAUGUGACAGGAUUCACUGAAUUCCAGCACCUCAUUCCACGCUGAUAUUUUACACUCUACUGCUCAGCACUGGUGUAAAAUCAGCUCAGGGUUACUGUCAGGUCAUCCAAGUGCUCCCGUCGUUUCCGUUCACGAUGGUGGACAACCGCUACGCCACGGCCGUCGUCAUCGGGUCGGUGCUCAGUCUUCUGGCCGCUGUGUACCUGUCGGUGGCAGUGGGGACACAGUACUGGUAUCAGUACCACAGUCCGCCGGCAGUAAACACCUCAGAUUUGCGCUCCCUGCACAAAGAGUUUUUGGAAAGCGAGUUUGAUGAGAAGACCUAUAGCGACGCGCUCUUCCGCCUCAACGGGACCCUGGGGCUGUGGUGGCGCUGCAUCCUGGGGCCGGCUGACUCGCACUGGUACAAGGAGCCUGAGCCCACAAUGGUGACUCAGUGUGUGACCUUCACGCUGCCGCAGCAGAUCGAGCCCAAGUACAAGGAAGUGGGCAAUCACAACUCGGAGACAGACCUGUUGCGUUCAUACCUGUGGCGAUGUCAGUUCUUACUGCCACUGGUGUCUCUGAGUCUGGUGACUCUGGGGGCUCUGGUUGGGAUCUUCUCCUGUCUGUGCCACAGCCUUGCGCCCAUGCUGGUGGUCGGAGUGUUCCACCUGCUGGCAGGUUUCUGCUCACUGGCCACUGUGUGCUGCUUCCUGGCUGGCAUGCACCUGCUGCACCAGGCCACGGUCCUGCCGGAGGGCGUGGAGCACUCGCUGGGGUGGUCGCUCUACUUAGCCCUGGUCUCCUCCCCGCUGCAGAUGAUGACAGCCGCCCUGCUGAUAUGGGCAUCCCACAGCCAUCGCCGCAGCUACCGCCGCAUGACAAUAUACCGUGUGGCAUAGGGGCACGAAAGGUCCUCCACCGUCAUCGUCCAGAGUCAUUUGAGUGGUGACUGGUUUUCACAGAACUUCCAACAUUUAUCCAGUUUGAGAUCCUUUUUUAACCUGAAGCAGCUUGGUAAAGUAUGUUGUUCUUGGGUACAACAGCAGGACACUUCCAGUGAUCUUUUUUUAAGUCACAGGACAGUUCCUUAACCACUAAACAACCUACCGCCGCUCUGAAAGAUGUUUACGUGAGAACUGAAGGCUGUUUCUUUUCCCAGUGGUCUUUAAGAAAUUUGACUUCAUAUCAAUUUUUUUACAUGUAUGAGUUGUAUGCUUUUCUCCAAAGGGAUGUACGGUGAUUAACUCGUACUUAGUGAAAACUUUCUAGCACUAUUUACACUGCACUAAACUACCAACAAUAAUUAGCGUUAGCAGCUCACGCAUCUCUUUGGACCAGGGAGAGAAACCUAUGCAAACAGCAUAUAGAUGAAGUGGGAACUGAACCCACAUCCUAUCACACAGUCCUGCCUCUCUGAGGUUCCAGCACUAACUGCUGUGCCACUUUGUCACCUCUAGUUGUUCAGUUUUUUUAGCCAAGUAUUAGGGUGAAUAUGUAGCUUUACUGGACUGAUAGCUUUCAUUUCAUAGUCCCUGUGAAGUAGACACAGUCAUGCUAUUUAUAAAAUUGUUUUGUUGCCAAGU